AUGGAGCCAUAUGUUGACAACAAUGCUGACAUUGGCGAGUUUAACGACACUAUAGAAUCCUUAACCGAAUAUGAAAAUAUUAUUAAAAAGACCUUCUUAUCUGAAAAUGAUGGAUAUGUGUUCUUCAACAAGUAUGCCAAGGAAAAAGGGUUUAGCAUAAGAAAAGAUUGCUUGAAGCACGAUGUUGAAUCUGGUGUGAUUUUUUACCGUCGUUUUGUUUGCUCGAGAGCAGGUCUGCGAAAUCUUAUUCAUAUGAAUAGGAUUAAUAGAAAAAGGAAAGAACGACCACUUACACGUUGUGAGUGUCCUGUUCAAUUUAGUAUUCAAUUUGAUGCAACCACUAAUAGAUGGUUCGUGCACAACUUUGUGGACGAACAUAACCAUGAUUUUGCUGGACCAGAUGAGGUGCCUUUUCUUCGAUCACAUCGUACAAUUAAUGAUGUCCAAAAAUCAGACAUUGUUUCAUUGGAGAUUGCAGGCCUUCGUAAGCACCAAAUUAUGAAUGUUUUGGAACAUCACCAUGGUGGCUACAAAAACGUUGGAUUCACAUCUAAGGAUUUAUAUAAUUUCUCCUGUAGAAAUAAAAAAUCAAGAAUAUUAGAAGGUGAUGCUGAAACAGUUCUUAAACUAAUGAGUGAGAGACAAGAGGGGGAUGUUGAAUUCUUUUAUCAAUACCAAAUAGAUGCAGAAGGCCACUUAACUAAUUUAUUUUGGUGUGAUGCUCAGUCUAGACUUGAUUAUCAAGCUUUUGGAGAUGUUGUCGUUUUUGAUAGCACAUAUCGUGUUAAUCGAUAUAAAAUGCCUUUCAUUCCAUUUGUUGGAUCAAAUCAUCACCGCUCAACCGUAAUUUUUGCUUGUGGGGUUGUUUCGGAUGAGACUGUAGAUUCUUACAAAUGGCUAUUAGCUACAUUUCUUAUGGCAAUGUACCAAAAAUUUUCUAGGUCAGUUAUUACAGAUGGUGAUAUUGCAAUGAGGAAAGCUAUUAAGGCCAUCUUGCCAAACACACUACAUCGUCUCUGCGCAUGGCAUAUUGAGCAAAAUGUUAAUCGUCACCUUCAUCACUCUGCUAUAGGUGAUUUUAGAAAAUUGCUGUAUGGAAAAAUUAAGGAAGAUGGUUUUGAGGACCGGUGGAAAGAGUUUAUAACUAGACAUAAAAUUCCAGAAGAUAAUAAGUGGGCAAAUAUGAUGUACAAGGCAAGAAGAUUAUGGGCAGCAGCUUAUAUCCAUGAUAAAUUUUUCCUUGGCAUGAAAAGUAACCAGCGAAGUUCUAGUAGCUUAUUACCAGGCUUCUAG
Ananas comosus (pineapple) is the source of this 1293-nucleotide messenger RNA. Its product is annotated as protein FAR1-RELATED SEQUENCE 5-like. The transcript has a single exon. The record is from RefSeq and is a predicted model, not a curated record. The coding region runs from base 1 to 1293 and encodes 430 amino acids. Lineage: Eukaryota; Viridiplantae; Streptophyta; Magnoliopsida; Poales; Bromeliaceae.